Xenopus laevis (African clawed frog) is the source of this 1341-nucleotide messenger RNA. RefSeq names its product protein O-linked mannose N-acetylglucosaminyltransferase 1 (beta 1,2-) L homeolog (gene pomgnt1.L). The record is from RefSeq and is marked predicted. Lineage: Eukaryota; Metazoa; Chordata; Amphibia; Anura; Pipidae. Gene Ontology annotation, biological process: protein O-linked glycosylation via N-acetylgalactosamine. Gene Ontology annotation, molecular function: beta-1,3-galactosyl-O-glycosyl-glycoprotein beta-1,3-N-acetylglucosaminyltransferase activity; carbohydrate binding. Gene Ontology annotation, cellular component: Golgi membrane.
GAGGUGCCUAGAUCAGUAUAAUCCUCUCUGGGACUCAUGCUGCCCACUAAAAACAUCCGGCAUUAUGGAUGCCCCUGACUAGAGAAAACAAAGUCAGGCCUACAAAGGACUUGACCCUGGCCAGAAAAAAAAUGGAUGAGUGGGACCCAGAUUCCAAUUCAAAGCUCCCUCUGCCACAAAAGAAGCGGAGUUGGUACCUUGCCUGGAAAUAUAAAAUGAGCAAUCAUAGGGCUAUACGACGAAUGUGUCAAACAGUGGCUGUUUUGUUCCUACUUGUAACCGUUAUUGUAAACAUCAAGCUUAUACUGGACACAAGAAGAGCAGUAAAUGAAGAAGAAAUUGAUCAGGACUAUGAUGAAUCUUUGCAACAAGUGGAUUCUCCACGUCGACCUGCCAGCAGUAAAAAGGUGCUGGACAUUGAAAUUUAUUCAAGCAGAUCAAAGGUUUACAUAGCUGUGGAUGGCACUACAGUACUUGAAGAUGAAGCUCGUGAGCAGGGAAGAGGAAUACAUGUGAUUGUACUGAACCAAGCAACGGGGCAUGUGAUGGCAAAGAGAGUUUUUGACACUUAUUCACCACAUGAGGAUGAGGCAAUGGUUCUCUUUCUUAACAUGGUGGCCCGGGGGCGAAUUUUGAUAUUUACUAUUAAGGAUGAAGGCUCCUUUCAUUUAAAAGAUACUGCAAAAAACCUUCUCAAGAGUCUAGGAAGCCAGAUUGCACCCUCUCUGGGAUGGAGGGACAUGUGGACUUUUGUGGUAAAGAAAGGGGGUCAGAUUUAUGGGGAGAAGCAUUCCAAAUCUCCAGCUUUGUCUACUUGGGGUGACCCAAUCCUUUUGAAGACUGAUAUUCAACUUGUCCCUCCAGAGGGUUGGUUCCAGUAGAUAAUUUUACUGAUUAUGGUUGUACCUACAGCCCUCAACAUGCUGUUAGCCCCAGAAGGGAACAAUUGAAGUUGCAUUUAAUCUAAAAAUGAAAACUCUAAUUAAGACAUGUACUGUGUUUGAUUUGAAAUUUUUAAAAUUCUUAGUAACAUUGAUUUUAUUUGAGAAAAAAAAAUAGAUAUGAACUUGCCUUGAGGUGCAGUUUUAGGUCUCAGUUAAGAAACUGUAAACUUUAGUUUGACACUUCAUGUAGAAGGGAAGAGAAAGGGCAGCAAUCUAACUAUCAGUGCCCCUAUUACACUAAGAAGUUUGGCUGGAUGUACUAUUGAAAAGCAGCCAUUUACAAAAAAAUCAAACCUAAAAAAUCUGGUACCAGUAAUGACAUCCUUAUGGUUCCUAGACAGGUGUCUUUGAUUUGAAAACAUUUUGUUCAUAGACGCAGAAUGUCAUUGGCCUGAUA